UUAAGAUGAAGUACUUUGAAUUUCUAAGCCUUUCGUCCGUGGGCCUCUGCAUAGCCUGUGGAGACAUGUUAUUAGCUCUGAGCAUACUGGGACCCUCGAGCUAUUACCUAUACCUCGAUUUCAUGGAUAUUGAGAAAUGGGAACAGGAUACCGAAGUGGAAGCUUUGACACCAAUUGGAACCUUCUUUUCCACAUUGGUCAACUAUCUGUGGGUGCGGGAGUUCUCGCAGGUUUUCUAUAUGACAGCAACGUUUAUAAUUUGGGUAAAGGCAAUGAUUAACCUAAUGGUGGCCUGUAUUCUUGUCGACGGCAUAAAGCAGAAACGUCUCGUAUGCAUUGCUCCCUGGUUGAUAAACUCAUGUCUAUCAAUGGUUGUUGAAACGGGCAUUUUUGUGAGUCUGGAGCUGAGAAUUGAUGAAGUUGAUGCCGCAGUGGAUCGUCGAAUAGCGAGAAGUCUAAUCUUUGGCGUAUUCAUAGUGCUAAACGCGUUAUUUUCGUAUGGUAUCUAUGCUCUUUAUCGCAAGCUAAAGUCUGUGCCCAGUGAGAAUGUUGAAGUCAUUCCCCAAAGUCCUCACACAUUUAAUGCCUGA
Drosophila teissieri is the source of this 590-nucleotide messenger RNA. RefSeq lists its product as uncharacterized. The transcript is spliced from 4 exons. The coding region runs from base 6 to 590 and encodes 194 amino acids. The record is from RefSeq and is a predicted model, not a curated record. Lineage: Eukaryota; Metazoa; Arthropoda; Insecta; Diptera; Drosophilidae.